UUUUCCCUUUCUACCGGAAUCGUCAGCGAGUGAACACGUGUGCUCUCCCAAAAAAAAAGAAAGAAACUCCCGAAGAACCUGUGAAAGUGAAGAAAUCAACUUUUCAACUUUUGCCAAGUAAAGGUGUUUAACUUUCCUUGAAAAGAUCCCUCUUUCAAAGUGCGCUAUAAAGAAAAACUAGCAGUAUCUCUGAAAUCGGUGUGGAACAAAUUAAUUAAGCUUUGGCCAAAAAAUCUGAAGAGCAAAACAUAAAGAAAAUUAAGAUUUAACCUUGCCAAAGUGAAAAGAAAAGCUUCCCGUUGAAAAAGAGAUUUCUUCCUUCUUUCCCCUAAAAAAAAUAGCCCAAAUAGUCGAACUUUGAAAGAUGUAUCGUGUCAAGGAAACUCAGAAGAAAAACAUGACUGGUUGGACUAACAAGACCUUAACCGAUUACCAGAAUGGAACUCUGACCAAUGGUUGGAGUGUUUCGGGCAAGAAGACCCAAAAGCCGGAACCGAAGGCCACCCCAGAGCAGAGGGCCUUCCAAAUGCGAAAGUUGUACCUUGGGCAGAAGACCUGCCAGGUGCCGCAGGCCAGCCAAAGUCCGAAUGUCUACCUCAAGCCAGGAUCGUACUAUGAUCAGACCAUCUAUAAGGGUACCCAGAACCACCAGGGUCAAGAACUGAAGCAAGAAGUGAACUGCAACAAAUGGCAUGCCAUUGCACAAGACCCGAAGUUCAAAAUUUUCACCAAGGACCCAAGUUUAAUGCAGGGCCCAUGUCGUACCCCAGCUUCUACCAAAAACCAAGGAUUUACCCAGGAGGACAGGAGGCACCCAAGAAGCCGACGAAGUUCGAGGACUACAAGGUGCCCGAGAUCAGUGUGAGCGAGCUGUGCCGCACUUUGUCCAGCUUGAAGGCCAUGGAAGACGAAAAGAAGGACAAU
Messenger RNA from Drosophila serrata, 924 nucleotides. RefSeq lists its product as uncharacterized. The record is from RefSeq and is a predicted model, not a curated record. Lineage: Eukaryota; Metazoa; Arthropoda; Insecta; Diptera; Drosophilidae.